UGUUGUUUGGGUUUUAUUUGAGGUCUAUGUAAAACCGUUAUUAGCAAAAAGAUAUGGCAGCCCCACCGCACCAUUUCAUGCAAAACUUGAAUAUGCCGGGGCAGGGCGGAAUGCGUGGUACUUUCGGUCCCGGGCCAAUCCAAAACAGUUUAGGAGGAACUGGAAUGCAAAACACCAUGCCCAAUCAAAUGGCCAGCCCGAUGGGUACCCCCAUAAUGGGGCAGAUUAAUAAUCCGUUAAACGGAGCCAUGAGCCCCAUCAAUACUCAACUGAAUGCGGCUAUGAAUCCUGCACUGAACAGUAAUUCCGCGAUGCUCAGUCAGAUGAACCAACAAUACAGCAUGAAUAGUCCAAUCAGUGGCAACAUAAGCGGUUCUAUAACCCCAAUGUCAGGAAACCAAAUGGUGUCCCACCAAACCCCACCAAUGCCCAUGCAGCAGAGGCCCAUAGUUUCAGAAUUUACUCCAGGACUCAACCAUCAUGAGAUGACUCAAUCCCAGACCCCAGGUGUGACACCUACUCCGCCUUCUCAUACGCCUCAACAACAGCAAUCUAAAGAGUUCAAUACGGCAUCCUUAUGCAGGUUGGGACAAGAGACGGUGCAGGAUAUUGUUAGUAGGACGCAGGAAGUGUUUCAAACACUGAAAGCUAUUCAGCCUCCCAGCGGUACGACGCAAUCGUCAACUGCCAGUAAUGAAAAGAAAGCGAAGGUUCAGGAGUUGUUGCGCACCAUACGCGUCCUGUUCAAGAGGCUGCGAUUAAUAUACGAGAAAUGUAACGAAAACUGCCAGAUUCAAGGUAUGGAGUACACCCACAUCGAGAGCUUGAUUCCGUUCCGCGACGAACUGGAUCCGAAACACGAAGAGAAGAAAAACUCGGAAACGUACAGGCUGGCCUGCGAGGAGAGCAAAGAAGUAAUGGAGCAAGUGAUACUGAAGAACAAGCAGUUGAAAGAAGUGAUAGAUCAUUUGAGGCGCAUCGUGUGGGAGAUCAACACUAUGCUGACCAUGAGGAAAUCGUAGGAAGCACGUCGAGUUUUGACGAGGGAUACUGUUUUUUUUUUAAUGUAAAAAAUGGAAAGAUCUUAAAAAAUCGUUUGCGGGGGGCGGAGCUAAAGGAGGGAUUGGCAUAUAGUCUUGGAUCUUUUGGUUCCCUAGAACUUAAAAAAGGACUUUGGGAAAAGUUUAUAUUUAGAGAUUAAAGCCUAUAUAAAAAAAGUAAAUACAGGGUGGCCCCAAAUAGUGUGACAAAGUAUACUCGGAACAAAGUAGUGUGUCGCAUAGGUGACUCAUAUUAAAAUAUUUAAAUAUUCUGAGAAAAUUCUAUGUAUGUUCAUGUGAAUAUGUAUAUAUUCUAAGAAUCCCCAAAUGGUUUUGCAUAGAAUAUUCUAUAUUUCAUCAAUUCUUACUAUCCACACUUUUUCCUAGAAUACGCAUAGAAUAUUGAAAAAGAUAUAUUUGAGUGUUCUGUAAAUAUUAGUUGCUCCUGAUGAUGUUCUCAGAAUAUGCCAAAGGCCAGGGUUUGUUCAUAUUCUAAGAAUGUAGAUUUAAAAAAAAACGAAAAUAUAUUUAAAAACUAUAGGGGUCAACACAAAAUUUGACUUUGAUUUUGAAACAUAAAAUUUCGAUAUUUUAGGUCGUUAUUAGAUGGAAAAAAAUGACAAAAGGUUAUAUAUUUAAUAAAUAUAUAAUAAAUAAAAUAAAACCAUCCAAAUAAAUAUGUUUAUAAGUUCUAUUAUCGAAAUAAAUAAUUGAAAAGUGUACGCUUUUCUUUUAUGUUCAUAAGUAGUUUCUCUGAAUAAACCGCAAAUAUAAUCUCCCGUUUUCAUUGCAAUUGUACGAAUCAAAUGUAUUGAUAACAUUGUCCGAAGCCCAUAAUGUACUGAUGAAAACAGUCUCCCAUGUUGUUUAAAUUUAUGUACAUUCAAAAACUAUUGCUUCAAAACUGUUUUAACUUGCGUUUUGAAUACGAUUUAGCAGCGUUGGAAAUUUUUCAUCAACGAAAAUCUGUCUUAAUUUGCAGACCAACAAAAACUUCAUCAUUAGCCUUUGCUUCAGAUAACUUCGGUGAAGACUUUCAAGUACUCAAAAGCUUCUGAAGUUUCAUCCAAUUUCUUAACAAGUUGUUUCAUUAACCCCCUAACAUUAAAAACCCCGCCAUCUUAGUCUCCAAUCAGCUGCCCUUUAUACCGCUUACGGAUUCAAGCAAGAUUUUAGCAAUUUCAUAAAUUUCUUUUAAAUGUACUGAGUGGCCGACUUGGAAAGAUGGGAAUUUAUUUCUGUUCUGUAAUAAAGCAGCUUUGUAGAACUGUUAAUAAAUAAUUCGAACACAGGGUAUGUCAAUUUCUUCGAACAUAGCAUUUAUGCUAUUUUUACAUCAUCAAGCAAAUUCCGUUGUUUUAAGGGAGAUUCUAAAAGCUCUGCUUUCUUUUUUUGGCAAAUUUAAAUCUCUUAUCAGUCGUUAAAUUCUUCUGAAGUAAUGAGAUUGCGUUUUGGUUGUUCUAGUGCAUGUAACAACUCCUUAUCAAAAUUACUUUUAUUGGCGCAGAAGAAGAUUCAAGAUAGGGGUAUUAGAUUGGUUUUGCAGUUUUACCUUUACGUCUUUUACUUGGAUUCAAAAUGCAAAAGUAGCAGUCAUUGACGUGGCCUUUUGGUUGUGUCCAGAUUCUUGCUAUUGCAAAUGUCAUAGACCUUUUCUAACUUCGAUACUAUAGGUUCGUGGAUCUUGAAUAAUACACCACUUUCCUGGACUUGGGCGAUCUAUUAUUAAUAAAAUUGUUAAAUAUAUUCCACAGGGCACGUUAAGGCCUGUCAUCACAUUUCC
Messenger RNA from Cylas formicarius (sweet potato weevil), 2823 nucleotides. RefSeq names its product mediator of RNA polymerase II transcription subunit 30-like. The transcript is spliced from 3 exons. Gene Ontology annotation, molecular function: transcription coregulator activity. Gene Ontology annotation, cellular component: mediator complex. NCBI's taxonomy places the organism in Eukaryota, Metazoa, Arthropoda, Insecta, Coleoptera, Brentidae. The coding region runs from base 54 to 1022 and encodes 322 amino acids. The record is from RefSeq and is a predicted model, not a curated record. Gene Ontology annotation, biological process: positive regulation of DNA-templated transcription.